GAGGCGUUCUAGGUUUGCCGGAAUAGAGAGCCAAAGCCCUCUUUUGAAGCAAGAUUCCCUCCCUUCUCUUUCUCUCGCUCUCUCUCCUUCAAAAUCAAGUUUCAGUCUUUGAUUUCUCACUUAGUAAUGGCGGCUUCUAAAUCUAGAACUAGAUCCAGUGGACUAUCGAGCUAUUCGUCUUCGUCGACGGGUUUCGCCUCUGCAAGUUCGAGUUUCUCUUCUCGAUCUACUGGUUUCUUCAAUCGGUCAGCAUCUCCUACUCGCGUUAAUCUCUACGGAUCCGUUCCGUCAACGCCGUCGGUUCGGUUUUCGCUCGACAGAUCUGUAUCACCGAGCAGGUCGAUUUCGGUUUCUCCUCGUGAUCAGGUCGUGAAGAAGCAGAAUUAUCCUCUGUCAGCUCCGUCGUCUCCUAGGAGAACCUGUAUGUGUUCACCGACGACUCAUCCUGGUUCUUUUCGUUGUAGUCUCCACAAAGGUUUCAGCGGUACACAUCAUCGUGCGGGAUCUUAUCCGUCUAACAGAUUGAACGCUCGGAGAUCGGUCAUGACGAAUUCUCUGGUCCGAAUCGGUACUGUUGAGGGAGAAUUGGUUAAGAGAGCUUUGGCAGCUUUGAUCCGUCCUUCUUCUCAUCAGCAGAGGAGAAGAGUCGAUUUCCAGGCAAGGCCUAGCCGGCUUUCUAUCAUGUCAAGAGCCGAAGACUUGUGAUCGAAGUGGCAGGUUUGUUCAAUCACAUCCUUCGAUCCUCAUCUGUAAAUCUCUCCUAUUGCUCGAGUGUUUCGUGAAUGGAUAUGCCAGACACCACGAGGUGGAGAACAGAGGCGUGGCAUGGAGCAGCAGAUCGGCAGCGAGGGGUUUCGUCAUUUUGUAGUAUAUUCCGGUGACCAAAAACCCUAAGAGCUGAGACAAGACCGAGCUACUUGUAUAUACCAGUUAUACCAGUUUUGAUGAUAAUAGAUCAGAUUGCAGUAUUGCACAAUCAA
Molecule: messenger RNA, 980 nt
Organism: Macadamia integrifolia
Lineage: Eukaryota; Viridiplantae; Streptophyta; Magnoliopsida; Proteales; Proteaceae
Exons: 1
Coding region: 127-705 (192 amino acids)
Source: RefSeq, a predicted model, not a curated record